Messenger RNA from Coffea eugenioides, 1921 nucleotides. RefSeq names its product G-type lectin S-receptor-like serine/threonine-protein kinase At4g27290. The transcript has 7 exons. Gene Ontology annotation, molecular function: protein serine/threonine kinase activity; ATP binding. Bases 1 to 1842 code for a protein of 613 amino acids. NCBI's taxonomy places the organism in Eukaryota, Viridiplantae, Streptophyta, Magnoliopsida, Gentianales, Rubiaceae. Gene Ontology annotation, biological process: protein phosphorylation; recognition of pollen. The record is from RefSeq and is a predicted model, not a curated record.
AUGAUGCUUUAUCUGACAGGGUGCUGUGGGCCGCUCCACCCUCUAUAUACGUAUGAGUUUGUCAAUACUCCACAGGAAAUAUAUUACAGGUUUGAUCUUUAUAGCAGCUCUGUCUACUCAAUACUUACUUUGAAAAGCAACGGGGUGCUUCAAAGGUUGAAUUAUAAUCCUCGGAAUCAGGAUUGGACUGAUUACCUCGAUGCACCAGCUGAUUCUUGUGAUGAUUAUGGGCUUUGUAACGCCUAUGGUAUCUGUAGCAUUGUUAGUUCUCCAUUCUGUAGCUGUCUGGAUAAAUUUGUGCCGGUAUCCCCCUUUGACUGGCAAACAACCGACUGGUCUAGUGGCUGUAAGAGAAGGGUUCCUUUAGAUUGUCAAAAGGGAGAUGGAUUUCUAAAGUAUUCAGGCAUCAAGUUGCCAGAUACAAGACAUUCCAGGUAUAAUCAAAGUAUGUCUCUCAAGGAAUGUGAGAAACUUUGCAUGAAAAACUGUUCCUGUACAGCUUAUUCGAAUUCAGACACAACAGGCAAGGGUAGUGUCUGCUUGCUUUGGUUUGAUAAUCUGAUAGAUAUCAAAAAGCUCAGCGAUAGCGAUCAAUAUAUCUACAUUAGGGUGGCCUCCUCUGAGUUAGGCUCUGGAUCCAAUAAAGGAAAAAUAAUCGUAAUCAGCUUGGUCUUGCCGGCAGCAGUUCUACUGUUGGUGCUUAGCCUUAUCUUGUACUUUAAAAAGAAAAAGAAGAAGCAGCAGCGGACACAAACUGAACAGCUAUCUGGCGAAGUGCAAAUAGGAGGCACAUCAGAGCGAUAUCCUUCUAGAGAAUAUGACAAGGAAGAUGUCGACCUGCCAUUGUUUGAUUGGCAAACCGUUGUGCAGGCUACCAAUUACUUCUCAAGUGAUAAUAAGCUUGGAGCAGGUGGAUUUGGUCCUGUAUACAAGGGUAUACUUGUUGGGGGACAGGAAAUCGCAGUGAAGCGGCUUUCUGAAUACUCCAUGCAAGGACUUGAUGAGUUCAAGAAUGAGGUUAAACUCAUUGCAAACCUCAAGCACAGAAAUCUUGUGAAGCUUCUAGGGUGCUGCAUACAAGCAAAAGAGAGGAUAUUGAUUUAUGAAUACAUGCCUAACAGAAGCUUGGACUCCUUUAUUUUUGAUCAUGAUCGGAGCAGAUUGCUUGAUUGGCCAAAACGCUUCCAGAUUAUUAAUGGGAUUGCUCGCGGGCUUCUUUAUCUUCAUCGAGACUCCAGAUUGAGAAUCAUCCAUAGAGACCUUAAGGCUGGGAAUGUUUUGUUAGAUAUUGACAUGAAACCAAAAAUAUCAGACUUCGGCAUGGCCAGAAUUUUUGCAAAUGAGAACGAGGCAAACACAAAAAGAGUUGUCGGAACAUAUGGCUACAUGCCUCCAGAGUAUGUAGUGGAUGGAUACUAUUCAACAAAAUCAGAUGUAUAUAGCUUUGGCGUUUUGGUACUGGAGAUUGUAACUGGGAGGAAGAAUAGAGGAUUUACCCAUGCAUCUCACAAUCAUAAUCUUCUUGGGCAUGCAUGGUUACUCUACAAAGACGGCAGAUUUCAGGAGUUGGUCGAUGACCAUGUGAGUAAAUCUUGUUAUCUGUCCGAAGUUAUUAGAUCAAUUCAUGUAGGACUACUCUGUGUACAACAAUUUCCAGACGACAGGCCAAGCAUGUCAUCCGUGGUUUUGAUGUUGGCUAGUGAUAGAGCAUUACCUUUCCCUAAAGAGCCUGGCUAUUUCACUCAAAGAAAUUUGUUUUUUGAACCUGAGAAGAGUUUAUCAAGCACGAAAGCAGAUAGUUCUAGCAAUCAACUCACCGUCACGAUGUUAGAUGCUCGAUAGUUUUGAGUAAAUCUCUUGAUCCUCUUCUUUGUACAUGUUAACUUGAUGAUCUCAUAAUACAUAGUUGUUCUCAAGUUAA